GAAUAUUAAAAAGUCGUUGGCGACGCCGCCGAAGACAAGAUCAACUUCCGUGAAUCAAAGUACAUUCCGCGUUUUUGCGCACCUAAUUGACUUUCGUCGUCGACCACUUUCGAACUCAUCAAACCUUCUAUGGGCAAUCAUUAUUGAACAAUCCGAUUUACCUCUAUCCAAAUGACAACGAUGAAGCCAAUCAAAGUCCUGGGAAUCCACGGGCCCAAUGCUGGCAAGGUUAUCCUUCUGUGCGAGGAGUUAGGAGUUCCAUACGAGACAGAACCCAUCCCACUCUCCGACGUGAAAAAUCCCAAGUACGUCGCCAUCAACCCGAACGGAAGAUUGCCGUCUAUCCAGGACCCAAACACGGACCUCACGCUCUGGGAAUCUGGGGCUAUCAUCGAGUACUUGACUGAGAAAUACGACAAGGACCACAAGAUGAGCUUCAUUGCGGGUACGGCCGAAGCCUAUCACGCUCGGCAGUGGCUCUUUUACCAGACCACCGGGCAGGGACCGUACUAUGGACAAGCCAUGUGGUUCAUUAUAUAUCAGCCAAUCCCCGAGGCGCGCGAUCGGUACGUCAAGGAGGUCAAUCGUAUAACUAGUGUCCUCGAGGGACAUUUGGCGAACCAGAAGCCUGACGCAGAUGGCAACUUCUGGUUCUUGGGUGGCCGGUUCUCGUACGUGGACAUUGCCUUUUUCACUUGGCAGAACACUGCUGCACCGCGAAUUCCGGAUGAUGAGUUCAAUCAGAACGACUACCCGUAUGUCCGGAUGUGGUCUGAGAACAUGCUAGCGCGCCCGAGUGUAAAGAAGGUCCUGAACCUCCAAGAGGCCAAAUAGGAUGUAAAAUGGGGUUUUCUGUCUAUUGCAAGCAAGUUACUAGGUGUGAACGAGGCAAGAGUGAAGGGAAAUAAUAGGUAUCGGUGGAAAUAAAUUUGAAUUCCACGAAUUUCUCGUCCAUUGCAUUUGCAUAUGCAUAUAUAUACUGGUGAUAAGGCGCAGCUUGUGCUUGCAGUGGGGAAAUUGAUGGUUAUUUACCAGAUUACAGAACAGAACGACGAAAAGUCAAAUACUCUGGUUCUUGAUACACUUGCUGGUAUUGGAAGUUUUUUUACUUGUUCUUUUUUUCCUUUUUUUCCGGCAUAUAGUAAACUUGAAAUGGCUGCGGUUUCUCAGCUUGCCUAUUCCGUGCGUUUACAGAGCCUGCUGAAAGUGUAUUUGAGGUUUAGAAACCUGUCGCGAUGCCUUCACGACAUCGCGCAGCCUUUGAUGGAUCCGACCGGUGCCGGAACAUCUAUUAAUCCGGAUC
Colletotrichum navitas is the source of this 1303-nucleotide messenger RNA. Its product is annotated as glutathione S-transferase. NCBI's taxonomy places the organism in Eukaryota, Fungi, Ascomycota, Sordariomycetes, Glomerellales, Glomerellaceae. The record is from RefSeq and is a predicted model, not a curated record. The coding region runs from base 172 to 834 and encodes 220 amino acids. The transcript has a single exon.